This is a messenger RNA of Prunus mume (Japanese apricot), 2098 nucleotides long. RefSeq names its product DEA(D/H)-box RNA helicase family protein (gene STRS1). The record is from RefSeq and is a predicted model, not a curated record. Lineage: Eukaryota; Viridiplantae; Streptophyta; Magnoliopsida; Rosales; Rosaceae. Gene Ontology annotation, molecular function: nucleic acid binding; ATP binding.
AAAUAGAAAAACUCAAAAAAAGAAAAAAAAAGUUGUUUUGGUCGUGUAUGCAUAAGGUCAAAACCCUAGAAUAAACCCCUUAGGCGGUUUCCCUCUGAAAAACCAAACGCCCUGUGUUCGCUCCGCUUCUGCAGUUAUCAGGUGCGCUCAGUUCGUUCGGCUUCAAUAAUGGGUCGCAAACUCAAAGACCUCUCCAAUCUCAGCGAACCAGAAGCUCAGGAAACCCAAAACGUUCGCGAAACCAAAGCUGAGAGGAAGAAGAAGAAGCAGAAAAACAAAGACCAAGAAGAACAAGGCCAACUAACCCAACUCAGUCCCAAGAGAAAGUUGGAAGAAAUUGCCCCUCAAGAAGAUAACUCAGAUUCUAAUAAGAAGAAGAACAAGAAGCAUAAGAAAUCCAAAGAUAAGGAGCAAGAAACCGAAAACAUUGUGAAGGAGCCACAGAGAAAUGGGGAUGCCAACGAAGGUGAAUCUAGAGAACAGGUUGUUGUGGUUACUGGGAAAGAUGCGAAUGAAGCCAAAUACAAGUCAUUGAAUUCCUUUGUGGAAGCGAAGCUUCCGAGUGAGGUUUUGCGGUGCUGUGAGAAUUUCAAGAGUCCUUCUCCGAUUCAAUCCCGGGCAUGGCCAUUCUUAUUGGACGGCCGCGAUUUUAUUGGGAUUGCGAAAACGGGGUCAGGUAAGACUUUGGCAUUUGGGGUACCUGCUAUUAUGCACGUUUUAAAUAAGAGGAAGGGCAAGUUUUCGAAGGGCCGAACUCCUCUUUGCCUUGCACUUGCACCCACAAGGGAGUUAGCUCAACAAAUUUCGGAUGUUCUGUUUGAGGCUGGGAAACCUUGUGGUGUGAUAUCAGUUUGUUUGUAUGGUGGAGCAUCUAAAGGACCUCAAAUAUCUGCUCUGAAGUCUGGUGUUGACAUCGUUAUUGGAACUCCUGGUCGUCUCAAGGAUCUCAUUGAAAUGGCUGUGUGUUCCCUGAAGGAAGUAUCUUUUACGGUCCUUGAUGAAGCAGAUCGAAUGCUUGACAUGGGAUUUGAACCAGAAGUUCGCUUUAUAUUGGGCCAGACAUGCUUGGAACGCCAGAUGGUAAUGUUCAGUGCUACAUGGCCUCCUUCAGUUCAUCAAUUAGCUCAGGAGUUCAUGGAUCCCAAUCCUGUUAAGGUAGUUGUUGGUUCAGAGGAUUUAGCUGCCAAUCAUGAUGUCAUGCAGAUAGUUGAGGUCUUGGAUGACCGUUCACGUGAUGGACGCUUGGUUACUUUGCUAGAAAAAUACCACAAAUCCCAAGAGAACCGAGUUUUGGUUUUUGUCUUGUACAAAAUGGAAGCUACUCGUGUUGAAAAUAUGCUGACAAAAGGGGGUUGGAAGGUUGUUUCUAUACAUGGUGAUAAGGCACAAACCGAGCGUACUAAGGCACUAUCUCUAUUCAAGAAAGGAAGCUGUCCCUUGAUGAUAGCUACUGAUGUGGCUGCUCGAGGAUUGGAUAUUCCAGAUGUCGAAGUAGUGAUUAACUAUAGUUUUCCCCUAACUACUGAGGAUUAUGUCCACCGAAUUGGACGGACUGGACGGGCUGGUAAGAAGGGUGUUGCUCAUACUUUCUUCACACAUCACAACAAGGCACUUGCUGGGGAGCUGGUCAAUGUUCUCAGAGAAGCCAAGCAAAAUGUGCCAGAAGACUUAUUGAAAUUUGGCACUCAUGUUAAGAAAAAGGAGUCCAAACUAUAUGGGGCUCACUUCAGAGAAAUUCCUGUGGAUGCUCCAAAGUCCAAAAAAAUCACAUUUGACAACUCUGAUGACGAAAAUUAAUUCGCUUUCAGAUAUGAAACCUUUUUUUCACUCCUGUGGUAAGACAUAAAGUUGGUCGUGGGAUCCUGGCUGCAGGGUUAAUGUGCAUUGAUCUCGCUGGGGACAAGCUUUUUAUUUCUUUUAUAUUGUUCUUGCUACAUUCUACGUAAUAUAUGAAUAAAUUUUGUUCCUUUUACCAUUUCUUUUCUUCGUUUUUUGAUUUUAUUCCCUAAAAUUGUAAUUCAUGGAUGCUCAAUGAGUAUUUAUUUUUACAAAUUUGUGUAAUACCUUGAAACUUGAAGAUUGAAAGCUUCACUUGGAA